GUGGGCAGGCGGCAGGCAGGCGGCAGGCAGGCCGCAGGCAGACCGGAGGCAGGCGGCAGGCAGACCGGAGGCAGACCGGAGGCACACCUCCCCGCCCGGGCCUGCUUCCGCUCCCCCAUCAUGGCGGCAGAUGGCGGCAGGGCCUGCUUCGUGCUGGGCGCCUCGGGGGCGACUGGCCGGGCACUGCUGCGGGAGCUGCUGGCCCGGCGGCUCUUUGCCCGGGUGACGCUGGUCAGCCGGCGCCGGCUGAGCCUGGAUGAGGAGACGGAGGCGGCCGUGGAGCAGGCGGUGGUGGACUUCGAGCGUCUGAGUGAGCACUCCGCCGCCUUCCAGGGGCACGACGUCGGCUUCUGCUGCCUGGGCACCACCAGGGCCAAGGCUGGGGCGGACGGCUUCGUCCGCGUGGACCGGGACUAUGUUGCGCAGGCAGCGGAGCUGGCGCGGGCAGGGGGCUGCAAGCACUUUGUCCUGCAGUCCUCCCGGGGGGCAAACCAGCACAGCCGCUUCCUCUACCUCCGUGUGAAGGGAGAAGUGGAGAACCUGGUCCAGGCUGUUGGUUUUGAUCGCUGUACCAUUCUCCGGCCAGCGGUGCUGCUGUGCAAGCGUCAGGAGUCCCGGCCCGCGGAGUGGAUAGCCCAGCAGUUUCUGGGUGUCGUGGCUUGGGUCUUCCCCACCGCUUACUCAGUGCCUGUGGAAACGGUGGCCAGGGCUAUGGUGGCCAGCGUGCUGCAGCCAGGCAAGGGGAAGGUGGAGGUGCUGGAGAACAGGGCCAUCCACGAGCUGGGAAAGGCAGUGCCACAGCAGGGCACGUAGGGCAAAAAGGAUGGGCAGGAAAGAGCUUGACUCACUGCUCAGAUGCUCCUCUGGGCCAAGAACUAAUGCACGCAUGGGAGGGGAGCGUGGUGCUUGUGUUAAUGUGGAGGUAGAGGUGCACUUCUUUGCACGGCAGCUGAUACUGUCAAGCGACCAAAAAUGUGGGUGCUGGCUGGGGGGUGAGGAGAAACAAUGUGCUCUGCUACUUGGAUCCAGCAUGUGAAUCCAGGUAAAAUGGUGUAAUCCAGGCAAUUUCUUGAAUUCAGGGCUUAAAUAAAGUCCUAUAACUGUUC
Falco peregrinus (peregrine falcon) is the source of this 1106-nucleotide messenger RNA. It is a transcript of the gene HTATIP2, whose product is annotated as HIV-1 Tat interactive protein 2. Lineage: Eukaryota; Metazoa; Chordata; Aves; Falconiformes; Falconidae. The transcript is spliced from 5 exons. Gene Ontology annotation, biological process: import into nucleus. Bases 121 to 813 code for a protein of 230 amino acids. Gene Ontology annotation, cellular component: cytoplasm. The record is from RefSeq and is a predicted model, not a curated record.